ACCCCCCCCCCCCCAUCCCUCCCCUUUCCUCUGGCCACGCUCGGCUCCCCGGGGCCCUCCACCACCCCCUGCCCUCCCUUCUCCUCUCCCCUCCUUCCAGUUUCUCCUUCGUCCCAUCGCAGUCCCCUCGGGCGGGUGAGGAGCACCCAGAGCCUUCUGCCAUGGGGCAGCCGUGCCCCCACCUGCUGCUGCUGCCCGGCUGAAGGGAGCAGCCCGGGAGCGGGGGAACCAUGAGCGGGGGCAGGUUCGAUUUCGAUGAUGGAGGUGCCUACUGUGGCGGAUGGGAAGGGGGCAAAGCCCAUGGGCACGGCAUCUGCACCGGCCCCAAGGGGCAGGGCGAGUACUCGGGCUCCUGGAACUACGGCUUCGAGGUGGUGGGCAUCUACACAUGGCCCAGCGGCAACACCUACGAGGGCUACUGGUCCCAGGGCAAGCGGCACGGCCUGGGGAUCGAGACCAAAGGACGGUGGGUGUACAGGGGUGAGUGGACCCACGGCUUUAAGGGACGGUACGGCGCGCGGCAAAGCAUGAACAGCGGAGCCAAGUAUGAGGGUACCUGGAACAACGGCCUGCAGGAUGGCUACGGCACUGAGACGUACGCAGAUGGAGGAACCUACCAGGGCCAGUUCACCAAUGGCAUGCGGCACGGCUACGGCGUGCGGCAGAGCGUGCCCUACGGCAUGGCUUCUGUGGUGCGCUCCCCGCUGCGCACCUCCCUGUCCUCCCUGCGCAGCGAGCACAGCAACGGCACGCUGCCGCAGCAGGACUCCCCCGCCGCCCACCCCGAGAGCCUGCCCGCCUCGCCCACCAUCACCCGCGGCGGCUUCGCCCUCAGCCUCUAUGCCGACGCCGAGGCCGGCAAGGUGAAGAAGGGGGGGCUGUUCCGCAGGGGCUCCUUGCUGGGGAAGCUGAAGAAGUCCGAGUCCAAGUCGUCGUUGGCCAGCCAGAAGAGCCGCGUCAGCUUCCUCAAGAGCGAGAGCGGGAUCAGCUCGGCCGCCAGCGAUGCCACCUCCACCGCCAGCCUGGGCGAGGGAGCGGAGGGAGAGGAGUAUCCCCCCUUUGAGUCCGACAUCGACGCCACCACCACCGAGACCUACAUGGGCGAGUGGAAGAACGACAAGCGCUCGGGUUACGGAGUCAGCGAGCGCUCCAGCGGGCUCAAGUAUGAGGGUGAGUGGCUGGACAACCUGCGGCACGGCUACGGCUGCACCACGCUGCCCGACGGCAAGAAGGAGGAGGGCAAAUACCGCCACAACGUCCUCGUCAAGGGCAUGAAGAAACGUGUCAUACCUCUGAAGAGCGCCAAGAUCCGGCAGAAGGUGGAUCGGAGUGUGGAGGGGGCCCAGAGGGCAGCAGCCAUCGCCCGGCAGAAGUCAGAGAUCGCGGCAUCCAGGACUACUCAUGCCAAAGCCAAGGCUGAAGGCUCUGAGCAGGCAGCUCAGGCAGCUAACAACGAGUCGGGCAUAGCCAGGAUGAUGGCCAGGGAACUUUCCCCAGACUUCUACCAGCCAGGCCCCGAGUAUCAGAAGCGGAGGCUGCUGCAGGAGAUCAUGGAGAACGCAGAGCACGCCGUCAACAUGGAGGAAGCGACACCCCCUCAGCCCAAGGGCGCCCCGCCACCCCCAACGCCCCCCGAGAGCCCCCAGCUGCACGAGCAGGACGAGGCUCCCCGCCGCCGCAGCCCGGCCCCGAGUCCCGCCGCCACCCCUCCGGAGGCCAAGCGGGCCAAAGCACAGCAGGAUGGAGCCCCGCGACCUGGCAGCUGGGCCGGGCCGGGCGGCGGCGGGGCCUCCGAUGGCGAAGGCCGUCCGGCCUCACGUGGAGCAGCAGCACGGCCUGCGGAGCAGAUGGAGAUCCGGCCGCUGCAGCGCAUGGCGCGCGAGCCCGACGUCGAGCACUACAAGGGCUACCACAGCUACGCCGUCAGGACACCCCCGGUCUCCCCCGCUGCGGACUAUGAGGAGGAGCCUCUCUCUGAGCAUGAGCCGCCAUCCCCGGAGCCCCAGGGAGAGCCUCGGAGGCGCGGGGGCACCCCGGUGCAGACGCAGGAGCCCGCGGAGAGGCACGCGCCCCAGGCGGAGGCCAAGGCGGAGCAGCCGCAGCCCAAGGAGCUCAAGCAGCCCAGGCGGCGGCCCAGCCCUGAGCGCAAGGCAGUGAGCAGGAGCGAGCCCGCUGCCGACAGAAAGACUGAGGGCCGGGCGCCGGGCCGGGCGGAGCACAAGGCGGGGGCCAAGCGGAGCCCAGCCCCGGUGGCGGUGGUGGCAGCAGCGCAGGAUGCGGAGGAGGGUGACGAGGGACCUAACACAAUUGUGAUCUGCAUGGUCAUCUUACUGAACAUUGGUCUAGCCAUCCUAUUUGUACAUUUUUUGACAUGAGGUCCCCUUCAGACAAGGCAUUGCUGCUCACUGAGACCAUGGACCUUGGUGGGGAUUAAAUCUCAGUCAUCUGGAAACACCUAUGAGGAGGACUUGAGAUCCCAAGGUUGCACUGCAAACAUGAACCUUAAGUAAAAGUACCUGAAGAUCCUCCGUUCAGUCUCCCUGCUCCCAGGCUGUGGCUGGCCUCUGCAAUCUACCAAGAAAAAGUCAGAAUUUCUACAACUUAACCUCCUUCUCUUCUUUGUAUAAAGUAGCAGUUGCCUUAAAUUAUUCUCACCAAAGCCAUCUACUGCCCUGUCGUGCCAGGGAUGAGGAAUUUAUCUUUAGCUGUAGGAAAAUGAGUGAGAAGGUCUCAUCCACACACUGUGAUGUGUUUUGUAAUUCUCUUGGUUGACUUGAUGUUGGAGAUUUCCCAGAGAAUAUCAUCCAUGGCCUGGAAAUGCAACAAUGUGCAACAACCAAAAUGACACCUGAGAGCCGUGCCACGGCUGGGGCUGGACAGCGUCUGCCUCCACGCUUGUGUGUCAUCCAAAGGGACGAGCAGAAUGUCUUUCCUUUCCCCAUCAUCUGGAGGCGUUUUCCAUGUAUGGAGGACUGAGGGGGGAGCAUGUUGACAUUGGGCUUGGUGAAGUGUGACCUGCCCAUGCCUGCCGAUGAGCUGCGGUUGGGGCAGCAGGUGGGGUGUGAGGGGCUGGCUGGGGCCAGGCUGCCGGUGAGCCCAGAGGUGCUGCAGGUGCAGACGGUGCUCAUUUCUGGACUGGGCGCCAUCCGAGCUCUCUCCUGCCACCAGCAAUGCUCUGUGUGAAAGCGUCUUGCAGCGGGUGACUUCCCACUGUAACGGGAAAGGAAAUCAACGUGCAGAAUUUGCCCCUUUACCCUUUUUUUUUUUUUUUCCCCUAUGAAAAUGGUGCGAGUUACAAUUAAAAGGAGGUACUUACUGAACAAUACCCCUGGAUAACCACAGGUUCCUCCUCCUCGUAGCGCUGAGCUGUGAGGGGGCUUCAGUGCUGCUUUUUGACCGGAACAGAGCAGGCAGCCUUUCCUAGCAGAGCAUGCAGGUUGGCUGUCAUGGGAGAGGUGAAGUUAUUCCUGAAAGGAGAAAGGUGCAGAGAUCCGAGUGACUCCAGUGUGUUUGGGCAUUGGGCUCAAAACUACGCAGCAGCCAGGCUUUCAGCAAUGGCAGAGCACAGAGGGGCAAUAGAGCAGUUGUUCUUGUGUGCCAGGCUUAAAGGCCCAGACAGUUUGCACCAGUUCUUCCCAAAGCUGCAAUAGAGAGUGACCUUUGGAAGGAGAUGUUGCCACUGUGAUCUGCUCUGAUCCUUAGCAGUGCGAGCUUAGAAAGUCGGCACAGAUGAAGUUACAGUUUGGUGUGAGGCUGAGUGCUUGGACAUGUUUCUUCCUUCUUUUAAGAGCAAUAUGUAUUUUGUAUCUAUUUUUAAGUUAAUCGGAAAUGUUAUUUAUAGUCGGUUGUGCACCUCUGUGUAUUCUGAAGUCUCACAGCACAGGACUGGGUGGGAAAACCUGAGGGACUGGGAAGAACGUGGAAAUGAGGGUUGAGGGAAAAAAACAGAUGGCCAGUCUGCUCCAAAGGUCACUCUGAAAGGAUUUCAGAGGCAAAUGGCAGACAGGCAGGAGUUUACACUGACUGGAGACACAGGGCAAAACCCGCCUAAUUUAUGUACUCUAAUUAUGAUAUAAGAGAGUGAGAAUAAUUCAGUACUUUUCUUUGUGAACCAAGUUUAUUUUUUAACCUUAUUCAGCUCAGGAACGUUGCCACAGUAGCAAGUACAUGGUGUUCACUGUGGGAGAAGUGAAUGUGAUCCCUUCCUGAAAGCUAUGUGGCUGUACCAGUCCUGAGAAAGCUGUGCAGCACCAUCAACACUUCCACAGAGCAUAGUUUAGUAGCAAUUUGCUUCUUUCUUUCUUUCUUUUUCUUUUCUGAAAUAUAAAUGUAUUGCAAACCCCAGGCUCUGCUGCCUUUGGCAUUUUCUCCUUGUUCAUCCUCUCAAUACGUCAGCUGCUUUUAUUAGCUACAAAGACAAUUUCCGUUGAGAGACCUGAGGGGCUUUUAUUUAUCACUAAGCACAAAGGGUCCUUUUUCAACAGUGUUAAGAUUACCCCCUCCCUCCCUCCCCAAUUUUUUAUGCAUGUGAUGUGCACGGUAAUGUGCUUUCCUCCUAUUAACAUUCUGAGAACAGUAGGUAGAUUUGCUUUAUGUGACGUACAGAUAUAUCCGUAUUGCACUGAUAUGGAUAUAUAUAUACACAUAGAUAUGUAGCCCCUUAGGGAUUUCGUUUUCUUAGAUGCAAAAUAACAGAUUUACCUCAAUUUGCGUGCUUUCAAAACCAAAUAGGAUAAUUGUGUUAUACUUUUCAGGUCUUACGAAGAUGCAGAUAUGUUUCACUCCUCACACAAAAAUACCUUCAUCACAGAUUUUGCAAGCUGUGUACUACAAUCCGUGUACUGCUGUCCAGAGUUUUCUGUCGGUUGUUCUGCUGGAUUAUGUGCAAUAAUAAACAGUUAUCUGCUCACUGUA
Tympanuchus pallidicinctus (lesser prairie-chicken) is the source of this 4914-nucleotide messenger RNA. It is a transcript of the gene JPH2, whose product is annotated as junctophilin 2. The coding region runs from base 231 to 2375 and encodes 714 amino acids. The record is from RefSeq and is a predicted model, not a curated record. The transcript is spliced from 6 exons. Gene Ontology annotation, cellular component: endoplasmic reticulum membrane; junctional membrane complex; sarcoplasmic reticulum. Lineage: Eukaryota; Metazoa; Chordata; Aves; Galliformes; Phasianidae.